Raphanus sativus (radish) is the source of this 2076-nucleotide messenger RNA. RefSeq lists its product as uncharacterized. Gene Ontology annotation, molecular function: alpha-(1->6)-fucosyltransferase activity. Gene Ontology annotation, biological process: protein N-linked glycosylation. The transcript is spliced from 5 exons. Lineage: Eukaryota; Viridiplantae; Streptophyta; Magnoliopsida; Brassicales; Brassicaceae. The record is from RefSeq and is a predicted model, not a curated record. Bases 258 to 1841 code for a protein of 527 amino acids.
CUGGAAGUUUGUGAGUCUUCCUGAUGGAUCAAGCAGGCCUCUCAACGAAGUGGAGAAGAUGUAUGUUAAGCGUGAAGCCCCACGUCGCCGCCGUAAGAUUCUCCCUUGAAUUUGCUAGAACCAGACUCCAUCAAUGGUAAAAGAAGAAAGUAGAUUUUUCUUGGGAAAAGCUUUUCAGCUACAAAGAGAAGUAAAAGACAAGAGACAGAACAACAAGUGGAGUUUGGUUUGGUUCUUAGUUGGGGAAAAAAAAAUCAAUGGAAGCAAAAGGUAGUGGUGGUAUAAGCAUGAAGUCAUUAGAGAGAGUGGUUUCAGAUAAAGCAUUAAAACUUGGAAACUCAUUUCCAUGUCAAAUCUGUGUUGUUGGGUUUCUCUGUGGAAUCUGUCUCACUUCUCUCUUCCUAGCUGCUCUCACUUCCAUUGGCACCUUCGAUCUCGUCGCCUUCUCCUUCUCCUCUCUUUCUCCUCCUUGCAAUUUCACUUCUCAAAUCAUAGACAGGAAACUGAAAUGGAAGAACAAAGGUGAUGAUGAUCAGGUGAAUAUUUUGGUCUCUGCUUGGGACAACUUAUUACUAAACAAUGAAGACUAUUUCAAGAAACUAGGGAUGAACAAAUCUGAUGUCCCAAACGCACCACAUUUGGAGAACUGUGAGGAGAAGACACGAGCUAGAGAGCGCUUGGAUACAAGAAAAUCAAACCAUACAUUUCCCUCUUGGAUAAACGGAGGUGAUGAAGAUAACUAUCCAUUAACGAGGAGAGUGCAAAAAGAGAUAUGGUAUCAUCAGCAUCCUUUGGACUGUGAAGACAAGAGUCUCAAGUUCCUUGUAGCUGAUUGGGAAACGCUUCCUGGCUUUGGUAUCGGGUCUCAGAUCGCUGGAAUGACUGGUCUUCUCGCAAUAGAUAUAAACGAAAACAGAGUUCUUGUUGCAAAUUACUAUAACAGAGCAGAUCAUGAUGCUUGCAAAGGUUCUUCUCGAGGAAGAUGGUCUUGCUACUUUCUACCGGAAACAUCCAAGGAGUGUAGGAAACGUGCGUUGGAAGUAAUGAAGAAGAGAGAAGCGUGGGAGAGUGGGACUGUUACAGGGAAACAAAACUACAGCACCAAGGAGAUUUGGUCUGGACAUAUACCAAAGAGAUGGGGUAAGCCUUGGAGUUACAUGAAGCCAACUACAGAGAUCAACGGAACUUUACUCACCAGUCACAGGAAAAUGGACAGGAGGUGGUGGAGAGCACAGGCGGUUAGAUACUUGAUAAGGUUUCAAACGGAGUACACUUGCGGUUUGAUGAACGUUGCUAGACAUUCUGCGUUUGGGAAAGAAGCUGCUGAGAUUGUUCUCUCUGCAGGAGGUUGGAGAAACAGGAAGAAGGAGAUGAGGUCAGAGGAUGUGUGGUCGAAUCGCAAGCCAUGGAUACCAAGGCCAAUGCUGAGCGUUCAUGUAAGAAUGGGAGACAAAGCUUGUGAGAUGAGAGUUGCAGCUUUAGAAGAGUAUAUGAUUUUGGCUGAUAGGAUCAGAGAACGGUUCCCGGAGCUAAACAGGAUCUGGCUCUCUACGGAGAUGAAGGAUGUUGUGGACAGAAGUGAAGAGUAUGGUCAGUGGAGAUUCUAUUACACGCAAGUGGCGAGACAAGUUGGUAAUAACUCGAUGGCUGAGUAUGAAGCUAGCCUCGGGAGAGAGAUGAGCACCAACUAUCCUCUUGUUAACUUCUUGAUGGCGUCAGAAGCUGACUUCUUCGUCGGAGCUUUGGGCUCCACUUGGUGUUUCCUCAUUGAUGGUAUGAGGAAUACCGGUGGUAAAGUCAUGUCCGGUUAUCUCAGUGUCAAUAAAGACCGGUUCUGGUAACUUCACCGGUUAAAACUCAUCCACUUCUUGUUUGGGAAAUCGGCCAAUUCAUACAUCAAUAGAGAGUCGCGGUCCCGAUCAGUACAUAUACUCGGACCCUGUGCAAAUACAUACAUCAACAUUCAAUUAGUUUAAAUUCCAUACACGAACUAACAAAAAUCGGUUUUUAUAUACAUUGAUUAUAUUUCCGUCAGUCAAAGAUAACGGAAUCUGAGCUGGCAGUUUGACUCGCUUA